GUGAAACCAAUAUAAGUAAUCAAAAAUUUUUUAGUACAAAUACUCUAUUUUUAAAUAAUAUUGGAUUGUGUACUAAUAUAUCAUCGAACACUUUGAGACAUACAGCUCUUUAGAUUUCAUUUAUUAGGCAAAUAGAUUUCAUACACAAUCUUAAUUUUAAUUACUAAACAAAUUAGAAUUACCAUCUUAAUUAGGAAAAAGGUUGUAAAAAUUAAAAUUAUCAUUAACUCAGAUAUACUCAAUAAAGUUUUGGUAAUAAAAAGGUGUUUCAAUAUGAAUGGUAAAAGGUGAAUGCCAAAGAAUUCCCGAGUCCUAAUAGAUAUAAAAUGAGAUUAGAGCCUGAUGUAAAUCAAUUAAAAAGGUCAUUUGGAUUGUCAUGGGAAACAUACUCAAAGACCUAUCUACUUUGAAAUAAACAUUAAGCUCUUGAAGUGGCCAAAUUCUUACCAUUUAGUUUUACUGAUGAGUAAAUUAAUGUCCUGGAGAAUAUAAUGUGCAUUAAGAUCUUGGUCAACAGAAAUAUUAGUUUUAAUUAAAGGGAAAAGGGAAAUUGUUUAAUGAUCAAAGAGAAAAUGGUGUUCAUGGACCUGAAAAUUAUUAACCUUAAAUUUCAUUGAUUGUUCCUAAUGGAUUUUAAGUAAGAAAUAUAAUGAAAAUGAAUUUAGAAAAUCCCUUAGGGGAUAGGUGAGAAGAAGAAUCCAUUUUAAUCUUUGAGUUUCAAUCCUGGACCUAGAAGAUAUGAAUAGAAUUCUGGAUUUGAUAAGGUUUUUAAAAAGAGAGAAUUUAUAACAAAGCCAGGAGAGAGGAGAUCAUUUAUAUGA
This is a messenger RNA of Paramecium pentaurelia, 821 nucleotides long. NCBI's taxonomy places the organism in Eukaryota, Ciliophora, Oligohymenophorea, Peniculida, Parameciidae. The record is from the annotation of a GenBank genome assembly.